AAAAUCCUCGCCAAAAUCUCUCCCGAGAUUUCAUCUACCUCCCCUUCGUUAUCCGAUCCUUUUCCACUAUGCGUCCAUUUGCUCAGGAUGCGCGUAUAUCUCAUACGACACGCUGAGAGUGAGCACAAUGUGGCCCAGGUUUAUGCUGGCGUGACCGAUUCUGCUUUGACAAAUCAUGGCAUGCUCCAGAUCGAACGGCUUGCUCGGCACUUUCGAGCUCAGGGUGUUCAGUUCACCCGGGUCUUCGCCUCCCCCCUUCAGCGUGCUCGACUGACCGCCGAGGGGUUGUGCAAAGAGCCGAAUGCCUCAUCAUUGCAACCAAUUCUGUUACCAGUUCUUAUGGAGAAGGACUUUGGCUCUUUGGAGGGUGAAUCCUGGCGGACUUCUACCGUCGCUAGGUCCACAUUACCCCCGACGCUUGGUUUGGAUCACAAGGAGCCAGAGUCCGUAGCUUCUAUGGCUGCACGAGCGAAUCAGUUCCGUGAUGACUUCCUACUUCCCCUUCUUUAUGCUGAUCUAGAGACUACCGAGGUUGUCGCUAUUGUUUCGCAUGGGAUCGUGCUCUCAGUGCUCUGGGAGACUUUGACGACACUGUGUCAACACGAUCACCUUGUAUAUAGCGCAACUGUUCAAGCUCAAGCUCGACGGCCUGGUUGGUCUAACACAGGCUAUAUGGAACUGGAUAUAUUGAAGGCCCCAGGCGGCAUUGCCAGGCACAUAUCCUGUAACAGCCCUCCUGAAAACUCAGAAGCAAGGUCGCAUUCAGCUCAGGGUGCCCGGGUGACCGAUAGCCUUUCAACCAUUACCCUGAAGAUAACGGUUCACACAGUCAAUUGUCGACAGCAUCUUCAGAAUCUAAGACGCACCGGAAGUGGGAUCGGAAGCGCAGCAUACGAUCCCAAACAGAAACGUAUUAACAAUUUUUUUGUAGCACCUGGUGGUUAGAUAUGCCGAAGAUGUCUAUACCCAUGAUCGUGGUGCUUGAAUAAAUUAAUCGUUAUUUCACAUUAUUUAAUUAGACCAGUAUGACCUUUUGCUGCAUCCCGGUUUCGAUCGAGAUGAUUGCCUCGUUCGUUUGUGCAUGUAGCGUUGAAAAACUGUUCUCGAUCGGACCUUGAAUAUAUCCACGUUUCAAGGGAUAAAGAUGGCAAUCCAAGCACCUUAAAACGUUAUUAGAUUUAUAUAUCUCUAGCUUUAGGAAUGAUAUUGACUCCUAGGCGGGAGAAUAUUACAAAGAUUCAAACCCAAG
This is a messenger RNA of Coccidioides posadasii C735 delta SOWgp, 1249 nucleotides long. RefSeq lists its product as uncharacterized. Gene Ontology annotation, biological process: negative regulation of glycolytic process; regulation of pentose-phosphate shunt. Gene Ontology annotation, cellular component: cytosol. NCBI's taxonomy places the organism in Eukaryota, Fungi, Ascomycota, Eurotiomycetes, Onygenales, Onygenaceae. Gene Ontology annotation, molecular function: fructose-2,6-bisphosphate 2-phosphatase activity. The record is from RefSeq and is a predicted model, not a curated record.